AUGCUUCCGCUUCUUCAUCCAGCCAAGGUGCACGGCUACGCGCGAUUCGCUCUUCCCAGCCGCGACUAUCCAGCCGUCGUGAAGCAUACAGAUGCAUCUGUAGUCGAUGGAUACCUGCUUCUUCUACAAACAACAUCACAACGCAAGAAGCUGGACGACUUUGAAGGCGGGGCAUACAAAGUUACGCCCGUCACCGUUGAGCUAGUAGACGGGACCACCAUUGAUGCGGAUAUGUAUGUUUGGGAUGGGGAUGCGAGCGCUGUGUCUACUGAGCCAUGGGAUCUCGACACCUUUAUCAAGGAAAGACUGGAGGAUUGGCUUGACCUUUUUGAGGGAAUGAAGCUGGUUGGAGAGGAUUCCGAUUCCGAGCAAGACUAG
Fusarium vanettenii 77-13-4 is the source of this 378-nucleotide messenger RNA. RefSeq lists its product as uncharacterized. The record is from RefSeq and is a predicted model, not a curated record. Bases 1 to 378 code for a protein of 125 amino acids. Lineage: Eukaryota; Fungi; Ascomycota; Sordariomycetes; Hypocreales; Nectriaceae. The transcript has a single exon.